AUGAAGCAGAAGCCAUCCUCCGAAGCUCGGAAGCAUUCACCUUCGAGUCCAAAGCGCAACGUAGUUCCAACUAUAGAAACCGAAGCCGAUAUGACCGACACAUCACUGACUCCCCAGGUGAUGCACAAUCGGAUCAACGCCAAUAUCUCGCAAUUGCUCCAACGCUUCGAGAACAUCAUCGCUACUGCGGCUGCCGAGAAUACCAGCCACACGUCCACCGCAGUUGAGUCCUACCAGAUGGAUGUUGACACCUCCGCCUUGAUCCACGCAGCUGAGGACCUGCAUGCCUUGACCCGCACCAUGAAAGAGCUCUGGCUCUUCGGUAAACUCGAUACUCUCGGUGAAGACGAGCGCGACGUUCAGCGCCGUGAGCAGAUGCAGGAGAAUGUGCGCGUACUUCAGGAAAAACUGGCCGAGGCGAUGUCGAAGAUCGUGGAGGAU
Messenger RNA from Penicillium bovifimosum, 441 nucleotides. Its product is annotated as RNA polymerase II mediator complex head subunit MED22. The record is from RefSeq and is a predicted model, not a curated record. Gene Ontology annotation, biological process: regulation of transcription by RNA polymerase II. Gene Ontology annotation, molecular function: transcription coregulator activity. NCBI's taxonomy places the organism in Eukaryota, Fungi, Ascomycota, Eurotiomycetes, Eurotiales, Aspergillaceae. The transcript is spliced from 4 exons. The annotation marks the transcript as partial. Gene Ontology annotation, cellular component: mediator complex.